AUGAGAGAUUUGGGAGCAUCUGUACAGUGGCCUGUGGCGCCACUGGGGCUAGAAAAGUUUGCCGACAGGCUAAUGAAAAUGCACGCUCUUUGGCGAGCAAACAGAAUCAUCAGCAGUUUGCCGCAGCACCUCAAAGAGUCACUAUCGGAAAAAGUGUCAGCUUUUGAAGCGCUUGAGGGGAAACGCCCGGAAUGGGGCUACACACGUUCCUGGAGAGGCAACUACCUAAACACGGCGGAUGAACUCGAACCAAUGAAUCAGAUGCAAGAUUACAAUACUGCUUUGGAUACUAUUAAGCACUCUCACCAAUAUUCCGAAGUCCUCUUCUCAUCCUAUGUGCAGGUCAGUUUUUUUGUGGCUCUUCACUCGUUUCUUCAUCAACCCCGCGGUGUUUUUAGGUGA
Gongylonema pulchrum is the source of this 402-nucleotide messenger RNA. NCBI's taxonomy places the organism in Eukaryota, Metazoa, Nematoda, Chromadorea, Rhabditida, Gongylonematidae. The record is from the annotation of a GenBank genome assembly.